Molecule: messenger RNA, 2731 nt
Organism: Mobula hypostoma (lesser devil ray)
Lineage: Eukaryota; Metazoa; Chordata; Chondrichthyes; Myliobatiformes; Myliobatidae
Gene: postnb
Product: periostin, osteoblast specific factor b
Exons: 22
Coding region: 173-2563 (796 amino acids)
Biological process (GO): extracellular matrix organization; cell adhesion
Cellular component (GO): extracellular matrix
Molecular function (GO): cell adhesion molecule binding
Source: RefSeq, a predicted model, not a curated record
GUUCCAUCUGAAGUGAACGACAAAGCGUUGUUCUCCGUAAUCUGGCUGCACUUUAACUGGGUGUUGUACUGUGUCUGUCAGGUGCUGUUCCUCCUCCGAGCUGAGCCGUUCCAUAAAAGCUCCUUGUUCUUGACCAGUGCUACUUCAGCGCCGCGAAGGUGACAGAGCAAAGAUGAAGCUUUUAUUUUUAAGCCUCUUCAGCCUGUUUGUUUUAACAUCCUUUGACCAAGUCGAAUCAUCGUACUAUGACAAAAUAUUGAUGCAUAGUCGUAUACGAGCAAAGAAAGAGGGACCUAAUAUGUGCGCCCUUCAGCAAGUUGUCGGCACUAAAAAGAAGUACUUCAGUACUUGCAGAAACUGGUAUCGCAAGUCCAUCUGCGGCAGAAAAACGACCACCCUGUAUGAAUGCUGCCCAGGAUACAUGAGAUUUGAAGGACUGCUUGGGUGCCCUGCAGCUGCCGCUAUUGAUCAUGUCUAUGGUACUUUGAGCAUUGUGGCUGCCAGAGAAACAAAGAGUUAUGCAGAUAGAUCCAACCUAAGGGAAGAGAUCGAAGGAGCCGGGACUUACACAUUCUUUGCACCAAGUGACGAAGCCUGGAAUUUGCUGGAGUUUGACAUACGUGAUGCACUGCUAAGCAAUGUGAAUAUUGAACUCCUCAAUGCUUUACACUACCACAUGGUGAAUUACCGCUUAUUAACUAAGAGUAUGAAGAAUGGAAUGACUGUUCCCUCAAUGUACAAUGACCUCAAAAUUCUCAUCAAUCAUUAUCCAAAUGGGGUUGUUACAGUGAACUGCGCAAGAAUAAUUUAUGCAAAUCAAAUUGCAACUAAUGGCGUCGUUCAUGUAAUUGACCGAGUUAUUACGUCAGUCAGUAAUACCCUAGAGGAAGUCAUUGAAGAUACCGAUGAGCUUGGAACUUUUAGGGCUGCUGCAGCUGUUUCAAGGCUGUUUGAAACCCUUGGCAAAGGUGGCUAUUACACAAUCUUUGCUCCAACCAAUGAAGCCUUUGACAAACUUGAUCGAGGUGCUCUAGAACGCAUUAUGAGUGACCCCGUGGCCCUGCAAGCUCUAAUGAAUUACCACAUUCUUGACUCUGUCCAGUGUUCUGAAGCUAUCAUGCAUGGUUCAGCAUACACGACCUUGGAAGGAUCAAAUAUAGAGAUUGGAUGUGACGGUGAUAGUCUGACUAUUAAUGGAUAUCAGAUGGUAAAUCGUAAAGACAUUAUGACAACUAAUGGUGUGAUCCACUUAAUUGAUGAAGUGCUGAUUCCCGAUGCAGCUAAGCAGGUUCUUGAAUUGACAAGCAGCAAGCAAACAGUAUUUCGUGACUUUCUGGUAAAAACUGGAAUUUCUACUACUUUCACUGAAGGAGCCUACACCUUAUUUGUUCCUUUCAAUGAAGCUUUCACUGAGGAAAUUAGGAGCUAUGAUCAGCGAUAUCUGAAAAGAAUCCUACAAAAUCAUAUUCUGAAAGUAAAAGUGGUCCUCAAUGAGUUGUACAAUGGACAAAGACUAGAGACAAUUGGAGGGAAUCUCCUCAGAGUUUUUGUCUACCGCACUGCAGUUUGCAUUGAGAAUUCUUGCAUGUACCGUGGCAGUAAGGAGGGAAGAAAUGGCGUGUUGCACUCAAUAAAAAAGAUCAUUUUUCCUGCAGAGAAGUCGAUUAUGAAAAUUCUGAGAGAGAAUUCCCGCUUUAGCAUUUUCCUGCGUCUCGUAGAAGCUGCUGGGUUUACUGAAAUACUCAAGGAAGGAACAGACUGGACGUUAUUUGUUCCAACCAAUGAUGCAUUUGCCAGCCUUUCAAAAAGUGAGAUAGAUCAAUUGAUGAAAAACAAAAAUAUUCUCAGGCACAUCAUAUUUUAUCACCUCCUUAAUGGAGUUUACAUUGGAGGAGGUGUUGAAACUGGAGUCACCAAUGUGCUGAAGUCAUGGCAGGGCAGCAAAGUCAUGGUAAAAAUGCUGAACAAUACAUUGAUGGUGAAUAACAUGAAGACCAAGCAAUCCGAUUUUAUGGCCAGCAAUGGUGUUAUUCAUGUAGUCAACACUUUACUCUUUCCAAAAGAUCUGCCUGUUACAAAUGACAAUUUGCGGAGAAUUCUCUCAAAACUAGUCAAGACUAUAGAGAUACAGCUUAUCCCAAGUUAUACCUAUCACAGGAUCGAAAUGCCUAUUAUCACUCGUUUUAUUAAGGUCAUACAACCAGAUAUCAGACAGAUUGGAUCAAGCAUUACCAAAGAAGUGAUUCCGUAUGAAACUAAGGUCACAGAAAUUACAAGAGUUGUUACAACUAAACCAGAAAUAAGAGUAUUUAGUGGAAAGGUCAUUCAAAGCGGAACAAGUGAUGCUGAUGCUUUGGCCCUUUCCAAAGUUAUUGAAAGAGGAACACGGUACAGCAAGGUCACCAAGAUAAUAGAGGGUGAUCACAAAAUGCUUGAGGAUGAAGAACUCAAAAAACUGGUUCACGGAGGUAGGACUGAACUUAGUCACAGAAGCACUGCAGUUGGGAUAAGAAGGACAAGGAACACAAUGAAGAGACUCCCAAACAACAAGUUACAGGGUUAAAGAAGAUAUGAAAUUUUUGCUCUGAAAACGGAGGACAUCCAACCAAAGAAGAAGAUCUUAAGUUUGAGGCUUAGCCGAUAGCAAUUUCAGAUGAGAAGGAUGUCAAGUUUUGCACAUGUCACAAAAUUCCCAUCAGUUCACAUGAAUGUUGAAUAACAAAAAAACAAA